Messenger RNA from Scutellospora calospora, 334 nucleotides. Lineage: Eukaryota; Fungi; Glomeromycota; Glomeromycetes; Diversisporales; Gigasporaceae. The record is from the annotation of a GenBank genome assembly.
AUGCGUAAUAAUUCUAAUACUUCGAUAUCAACUAUAACUCCACCUUUAACUCAUAGUAGUGAUGAAGAAGAUAUCUUAUAUCGAAUGAGUUCAGAAAAUUCCACAAAUAUAAUAAAAAGACCACCAGAUGUAAAACAUCGUUAUCAUAGAGUUCCAAUUCAAGUUGCUGAAUCUUUAUGUCCUCAAUUUUAUGAUUUUCCUUUGGGCUCUUAUUCUUCUAUAAAUACUCCUACAACUUCUCUUGAACAACAAUAUCCUUCCGAUCAAGAAUAUUAUAUUGGAUUAAAAAGAUCUUCAAAGCGAAAAUUUUCUAUUAGAAAAAAAAGUUUAUUUG